This is a messenger RNA of Oncorhynchus gorbuscha (pink salmon), 367 nucleotides long. Its product is annotated as heat shock protein beta-1-like. Gene Ontology annotation, biological process: protein refolding; response to heat. Gene Ontology annotation, molecular function: protein folding chaperone. The record is from RefSeq and is a predicted model, not a curated record. Bases 17 to 367 code for a protein of 116 amino acids. The transcript is spliced from 3 exons. NCBI's taxonomy places the organism in Eukaryota, Metazoa, Chordata, Actinopteri, Salmoniformes, Salmonidae.
UUAAAUGUAAAUGUAAAUGUUCAGCCUCAGCACUGUUCUUCCUGCUGCAGUGGCACCCCAGACUUCAGCCAGGCUUCAGAGGCAACUGUCUGGAGGAGUGUCAGCGAUCAGGACGGAACAGGGCAGUUGGAGGAUCACCCUGGAUGUCAAUCACUUCUCACCAGAGGAGAUAUCAAUCAAAACCAAGGGGGGCUUCCUGGAGAUUGCAGGUCAACAUGAUGAAAGGGAAGACGAACAUGGAUCAGUAUCAAGGUGCUUUAUAAGGAAAAACAAGCUGCCCCCUGGUGUGCACUUGCAGCACAUCAGCUCAUCUCUGUCUGGUGAAGGGGUUCUCUUAGUAGAUGUAAACGUCAUAUUUCAGUGUUAA